Molecule: messenger RNA, 3160 nt
Organism: Dunckerocampus dactyliophorus (ringed pipefish)
Lineage: Eukaryota; Metazoa; Chordata; Actinopteri; Syngnathiformes; Syngnathidae
Exons: 2
Coding region: 745-1440 (231 amino acids)
Source: RefSeq, a predicted model, not a curated record
GGUCAAACGUAGUCUAACAGUGUCCAUUCAUACAUUAUUUUCAAGUUUCACAUGGUCAUAAAACUACAAGUCCCAGCAUACAAAAGAAGUCUGUACCGCCUGAUGCCGCAGUGGCUGAUUGGAAAUGAAGUUCCAGUUGCUUCGCUCCGCUCCCCGCAAAACAGGCCUACGUCGUGCUGAAGGCCAGCCAACCGUUUUUCUAGCUACCUGACGUGUGUUCGCCAAAUGUAUCAUAUUUUCACAUGUUAAGUGACGAGGCAAAGCUAUGACCGCUCGAUGCUGUGCCACCACUGAUCGAAUAAUUUGUGUGACACAAAAUGCAAUCGCCUGUGUUAGCCGCUAACGCCAUCUUUAGCCAAACAAGAAGACAGGGACGACUAGGGGAAGGAAGUAGGGAGCGGAGAGGAGGGCUCGCUCAAAUAGACGAUGGGAGUUGUAGUCCACAUUUCGCGCCGAGUCGCUUCAGGUUGAGCAAGUCGUGCCAGCGAAAACUACAAUCCCAUCGGCAAUACAGCCACAAUACAGCUGGUGGAGUUUCGGGAUUGUAGUUUUUUGAUACACGCUAACGAUAAUAAUCGACGAUGCGUGCAGCAAAUAGGACUACAGUUCCCAAAAUAUAGGCUACACAAUGAUGUCUCUUGUUUACCCAAUACGUCAGCCUGCUUUCGAGGCGUUGUUAAAUUCCACGCUAGAGACAUCGUUUGUACGCCAGCGCAUUCACCGAUAUGGUUGUGAGUUAACAACAUGGACAAUAUCGGAACACUUGUGAUUCAGGGUUCAGAAGUAGAGGGAGUGGAAACGGCUGUUACCAUUGCGGGCGCCGAUAAAACUAAAGCAGAGUUUGUAUGGACCUUGCUGGCCACAUGGCAUCUUGUAAACACCAGACUUGAAAUGGAUCAGGCUUUCGACCAGCCCAUAUGCAAGAAAAAGAAACUUUGGGAGACGGUGGCAGAGAAAGUGAAUGCCAAGCUGAGGGAGCCCGAUGGGGGCGACGUCACCGUGAAGUCCUACGAGUGCGACCUCAAGUGGAGAAACAUGUUGACCACCUACAGGAAGAACGCCGCUAGGGCCAAGAGGCUGGGGGAGGCCAGUGUCCACUGGGAGUUCUUCAGGAGGAUGCACGAGGUCCUGGGUAAGAGCCAGGAGGAGAUCCAAAACCUGCGGCAGGCCAAGUUGAGCGGGACUAAGGUGGGAAAGGCCAUGGCGAGCAAAAGGUUCACGCCAAUUCUGCCAUCACCCACUGGUGCAGCUUCAUCCGGCUCCCCACGGCCUCCGCAGGACGUCCUGCAGCUGUACAUGGAGCUGCAGGAGAGGAAGCUGAAGAUGUGGGCCCAGCAGAAGGCUCUGGAGGAGAGGAAAAUCGAGGCCAUCAACAACCUGGCCCAGGCCAUCUCAAGCCUGGCCCAGAAAAACACACACAUGGACAAAGAUGGCCGCUAGUGGCCAAGAUGAAGUCUCAGUCACUGAACUGCUGCCACAAGAUAAACGAUGCAUGCAAUGUAUAGGUACUCACCACUAACGAAUGAUAACGUAAGAUGAUCCAUGAAUAGAUGGAAUCAGAGAAGUUAAAUGUAAGUUUCACGCGUGCAUUUUUCUCAAACUAUGGUGUGGUCAAGGACCACCCAACAAAUUACAAAACGCGAAUGCUUGACGAAAAAACAUCAGUGAAACAUGACAUUUACAAAUUGUGGGCUUUUUUUUUUAACAGUGGUACAUGUGUGCUGAAUAUUUUACCAAUAUCACAAAUGUACACAUUUUUACCAACUUAGGGUGAAUAAGAUAUUUUUGUAAUUAAUUUUUGGACCAAAAUUCAGCGAUCAACAAUCCACUGCAUUGCUAAAGCGUACCACUACCCUCGUGGGUAAAAAGUGGAACUGCAACGUGUUGAAUCCGCAUUAAAAGUGACUGUGAUCAUAUCAAGAUGCUUGUAUUCAUAUGGUGGCAGUUCUAAUAAUAUUUAACAAGGCAUUAAGUUCUCUCUCAACUUUUCCAGAAAAUAUUAUAAAACUAACAUCUAUGAACCACCUUCAAAAUAGGGGGUUAAACAAAUGGUUAAGCAUCUCAUCCGCACACAUUUAUUGUAUCUUCAUGAGCUUUGAGAACAUAAAAGUUCUGCAAUGGCAUCCCGUUGGUGUACACCUUCCUCAUCUUUCUCACCCUCUUCAUUUAGAACUUCCUCCUCUCCAGCUUCUCCGUGAACCACAUCGCCUAUGUUCAAGAGGAUAUUGUGGAGCACGCAGGCAGUCAGCACCACAGCUCGGGCUCGGCUGUAGUUCCCGAUAUCCAGGCACAGGAGUCUUUGGAAUCUGGCCUUGAGGUUGGCGACAGCCUGAUCCAGAAUCCGGAGGUGCGGCUCCAGUGUGGCGUUUAACAGCUCUUCUCUCGGCCUGCAACUUCCAGUGUAGGGUGUUAAAAUGUGAGCAGUUAGCGGGUAGCCUGCCCGGGCCAGCAGCACAGAGCCGGGAGUCAUCAGGUCCCGUUUGAGUUUGUUACUGAGAGUGACGCCUCUGUCUGUGUCCUGGCCUUUGCCGAUCCUGCAGUGGAGGAAGCGUCCUGCACGGUCACACACGAGCUCCAGGUGGAGCCAAGAGUCAGGAUGCUCCGCCUUCUUCAUCCUCUUUGCCUCCGGCUGUGUGCUCUCCACGUCGUGUUUCCCUAUCGGCAGCCUGACGGGAAUCCGUGUGUGUCCCAGCACUCCUAGCACUCGAGGAACACACGGGCCUCCUUUGUCAUUCCCUCCGGAGAGCGGGAAGAGGAUAUCUUCUGCCUCGCUUCCUGCAGAGGGAAGGUCACACAAGUGAGACUCAUGGCAUCAUCUGAGACAACAUUGUGAAACCCACCCACUGGCCAACAGAUGUGCUUCUCCUCCAGCAUGUUGACACACUGGCAGAAGUAAAAGAAGAUGCGAUGGAUGUUUCCUUUCUCCAAGUGGAAAUGGCGAGACAAGGCACGGUAGCUGACGCGCUCGGAGAGCAGGGUGAGGCACAGCGGAACCGUCUGGGACAGGGCCAAGCGUGCCCGGCCCGUCAUGGGAAACCUGGAUUUGCAGCCCUGAAGGACAGCUGUAAUGUACUGAUGAGACAUGAAAGAGAAGUGGGAGAAUGUCACAUACAUCACAAGCAGAAUAAACUUUGAAAAAUCCUACCCUAUGGAAAUUACA